Messenger RNA from Cuscuta europaea, 1830 nucleotides. NCBI's taxonomy places the organism in Eukaryota, Viridiplantae, Streptophyta, Magnoliopsida, Solanales, Convolvulaceae. The record is from the annotation of a GenBank genome assembly.
GACAUUGCAGAGAAAAACUUAACAAAGAGCUUUAAAAAAGAUGAUCUCUCUUGGCACAUUGUAGCAUCAACGGGAGAUGCUCUAAAUCUCCCUAAACUUACCGAUCGUGUACCAAUUCAUCCGAUCCGGCACCUCUCUCUACCGCUCAUCUCAGCCAGAAGGUCGUACGCUAUAUUGUUCUCUCCCUUUCCAGCUCCUCUUCCCCUUAGGUCGGACGCAGUCUACACUACGCCGUGCUUCUAGUAUCCAGAGCGAGCUGAUAACAUCACAAAUGGGGAUUGGUGAGCUGAAUAUGGAAGAGAUGUCAUUGCCAGCUCUCUUCGAACGUGUUCGACAAGUCCACUCCUCAGCAUCUGAAUCGACGGUUGAUCAGGAGACGGUUAGAAAGGGGUGCGAACUGUCAAGGAAGUGCGAGGAAAUGAUCAGUAAGCUAGGUCUGUUUUCUUCAAAUGAGGUGAAAGAUGAUAUUAGCACUGCGAAUCUCAAAUAUCUUCUGGUGCCAUAUUAUCUUGGUGAGUUAACGGAGAAGAUUUCAGAAGGUGAUAGACUGCAAAUUCUUAAAGCCUCGCAGGCUAAGUUGAAGGAGUUUAUUGCAUUUUGUGAGGCAAUGGAGCUUGUUCCUGAAGCUGAAUUGGAGCAAUCUAUCGCAGCUGGUCCAAAUGGUUUUGCAGAUCGUAGAGCAAAGAAGAUUGCACGUUUCAAACGCCAAAAGGAAGCCGAAUCAAAAUUGCUUGAACUGAAGGAGCGGAAGGAGCGUCGUGGGCGAUCAACUAAAGCUUCUGCUCUAUCAACUCCCGUUGAGGCGGGUGAAGAAGAUGUACUGGAUGAAGAUGGAGAAGAAGGAAGAGAGGUUUGGCUUGCAACCAUCUCCUUAUCUCUUUGUAAGGCUAUUGAUCUACUAGAAAUGCUGAGGAAAGAAGAUGAAAUGCUCUCUGCUAUAAAGGAGAAACAGCUUGAGGAAGGACAAACACAGAUCUCACAAGCAAUUCUUGAUGAACGCACAAUGAAAGCAGAGGUGUGGCAUCGUGCUGCUGCUGCGCGGUCACUCUACACUAGACCGGCAAAUCCUAUCACUUGUGCAACUUUCGCCCAAGAUGUUAUAGAGGGGAGAGCAGAUGUUUCGCAGGUGCAUGAGCAUAAACACCAGCCCUUGAUAUUUGGACCAGCUAGUCUUGUUGGCGGGAAUCCCACUACUCAACGGGAAAGAAUGGCUGCACAGGUUUUCCAGCCACACUAUAGAAUGCCAACUAUGAGCAUAGAAGAAGCCGGGCUAAAGGAGAUGGAGAUAAUGAACAAGUGGCAAGAAAAGAAUGUGAAGCUCAUGGAAGAAGCAAAUUCAGCAUGGUACAAGGAAAACCGCACAUCAAAGCCUGUAGAUGAAGGCGAAGAAGAAGAUGAAGAUGCUGCUGAAGAGAAAGCCAGGGCAUGGGAUGACUGGAAAGAUGACAAUCCUCGUGGUGCCGGCAACAAAAAACUCACACCUUGUGGCUAAGAUUCACCAACCGAUGGUUAAAUUAAUAUGGGAACUGCAUGUUCCACACUUCCCACCGUAGCCUUUCCAUGCAUUGAUAUUGCAUGUCAGUUUUUGAGAUUGAAUGAUGAACUCAUUUCUUUCAUUUCAUAUAUAUAUUCCGGUUUUCCAGGUGCAUGAUGGGUUAAGAGCCAGUCUUUGUAUAGGGCUAUAGGAGAUUUAUAUUAGUAAAUCAUUUGCGUAAAUUAAAGAAUCACAGUAACUGAUACCACCACCAGUUGUUGGCGUCACUGUUAAUAUUUUGUUGAUUUCUUGUUUCUAUGUACUGUCUUGGCGAAAAUCAAAAUAUUCUCUUGCCC